Messenger RNA from Asparagus officinalis (garden asparagus), 1758 nucleotides. Its product is annotated as cyclin-L1-1. The record is from RefSeq and is a predicted model, not a curated record. Gene Ontology annotation, biological process: regulation of transcription by RNA polymerase II. Gene Ontology annotation, cellular component: nucleus. The transcript is spliced from 8 exons. Lineage: Eukaryota; Viridiplantae; Streptophyta; Magnoliopsida; Asparagales; Asparagaceae. Gene Ontology annotation, molecular function: cyclin-dependent protein serine/threonine kinase regulator activity. The coding region runs from base 10 to 1302 and encodes 430 amino acids.
UCUAUCAGAAUGAUAUACACCGCAAUUGACACCUUCUACCUUACUGAGGAGCAACUCAAAGAUUCACCCUCUAGGAAAGAAGGUGUAGAUGAGGAGACAGAGAUGAUGCUUCGGUUAUAUGGGUGUGAUCUCAUCCAGGAGAGCGGCAUCCUACUUAGAUUACCUCAAGCUGUGAUGGCAACAGGACAGGUUCUCUUCCACCGUUUCUAUUGCAAGAAAUCGUUUACUCGCUUUAGCGUUAAGAGGGUUGCUGCUAGCUGUGUUUGGCUUGCAUCAAAGUUAGAGGAGAGCCCCAGAAAAGCAAAACAAGUCCUGGUCGUCUUCCAUAGAAUGGAAUGUCGGAGAGAGAAUCUACCAGUAGAACAUUUGGAUUUCUUAUCUAAGAGGUAUUCAGAGUUGAAGAAUGACUUGAUAAGGACGGAGCGACAUUUGUUAAAGGAAAUGGGCUUUGUCUGCCAUGUAGAACAUCCUCACAAGUUUAUCUCCAACUACCUUGCAACCCUUGGCACUCCUGAUGAACUGAGACAAGAAGCUUGGAAUCUCGCCAAUGAUAGUCUGAGGACAACCUUGUGUGUCCGUUUCAAGAGUGAAGUUGUAGCAUGUGGGGUAAUAUAUGCUGCAGCACGCAGGUUUCAAAUUCCACUUCCUGAAAACCCACCUUGGUGGUUAGUUUUUGAUGCUGAUCAGAAUGGCAUUGAAGAAGUUUGUAGAGUUCUCGCACAUGUGUACACACUUCCAAAGGCACAAUAUAUACCAGUUUGCAAAGAUAAUGAUUCCUUCACAACCAGAACUAAAACACCUGAUUCUCAGGCUCAAGUUCCCAAGGAAAGUUUGGUUAAUGGUGCUGCUGAUGACAACGCCAGUUCCAAGGUAGGGGAUGAUAAUCAAGAUGCUAAGAGAAAACUAGCUGUUGACAAAUUGAAGGAGUCGAAGAGAAGUGAUGAUGAUCCUAAAUCUGGGCAAGUUGAUGGGGACGUCAAAGAAGAUUCUGAAGCAAAAUCAGUCACAGAAAGGAGUCAGGAGAGAGAAAGAAAGAGAUCAAAAGCUAAAGAUCGAGAUAGCAGCAGGGGCAGAGACUCUGAUCGUGAUAGUCGAGGAAGAGACUCUGAUAGAGACAGGGACCGAGAGAGGGAGCUAGAGCGGGAUAGGGAGAAACACAGGGGGAGAAGUCACCGGUCCAAUGACAAAGGCUCUGGUCACUCGGAGAAAUCCAGGCAUCACCCUCCAAGAGAUCGUAGCGGAUAUCACAGCUCUCGUUCCCCCUCUGAGAGAAAACGGCACAGGCACCGUCAGUAUUCUUGAAGAUGAAGUCACUAUGCUUUGUAACGUUGACAAAUCUACUAAAUGUAGAGGUACGGUUUAUUCUGUAUGAGAUGAUCUACAAGUCGGCUGUAAAUUUUCUGAUUUAAUCCUCGGUUUCAUUUUGUGCACAAUGAGGUGAAAUGAAAUGCAGCGCAUCUGGCGACCCUCUCUGUGAACAGAACCUGCUGUUGUUUCAAGAAAUCUUUUUUCCCCGAGAUAAAUGCUUGUGUGCUUUGCACACAAGUAUAGUACUGAAUGCUUAGUUGUAUGAUAAGGGAAGAAAUUUAACGUCAUAUGCAUAUCUGGGACCUUUUCUUUGAGGGCUAAGUGCUGAUAUGUAUUCGGAUACAAAAAGCCAUAACAAAUGUUGUGUUGUGUUGCACUUUCAGUUGAAAUGAUUCUGGUGAAUACUCUAGCAUUUUGGUGCCGUUAAGAAAACAAUAUUUUUUUUGUGAA